Molecule: messenger RNA, 883 nt
Organism: Pundamilia nyererei
Lineage: Eukaryota; Metazoa; Chordata; Actinopteri; Cichliformes; Cichlidae
Exons: 6
Coding region: 92-805 (237 amino acids)
Source: RefSeq, a predicted model, not a curated record
GAAAUAACAGAAGCGACCAUCACGCGGCAAAAACUUACUACUGAGCAGACGUUAGAAACGAUCGUGGUGAUGGUGUGAGCUUUCUGCUGUCAUGAGCGCUCUGUUUGCGUGUGAGGAGCCAGGCGCAUGGAGGAAAGUGUAUGAGAAAUACUGGGAUGUAGUGGAGGCCAAGGCCAAAGUCAAGAAACCUGGGAAGCUGCUGGACCUUGAGCGGUGGUACCAACAGGAGCUGCCCUCACUGAUUUCAAGUCGGCCUGACAAACACGUCUCUCUAUCAGAGCUAAAGAAACUGAUGGAGUGGAAGCUCACUAGAGGGAAGUUCAGGCCGAGGCUGCAGCAGCUGGUGGCUUCCAACAGCGAGGACGAAGUGGAGAAAUGUUCCAGAAAGGCCUUCAGCCUUCUGCCUGACGUGCAGGCCGCCAUCGCAGAGCUCAGCUGCCUGAAAGGAGUCGGUCCAGCCACUGCUUCAGCUGUGUUAGCAGCGGGAGCUCCAGAACAGGCUGCGUUCAUGUCUGAUGAAGCCAUGGAGAGCGUACCGGGACUGAAGCCCAUCCAGUACACCGCCAAGCACUACACAGUGUACCUGGAAAAGAUGACUGAGAGGACCGAAAAACUAAACAGAGUGGAUCCGCUGCAGGACUGGACGCCCCACAGGCUGGAGCUGUGUUUGUGGGCGAUGAGCAUAGCCACACAGCUGCAGCUCCAACUUCUAAAGGACAUCGAUGUGAGGGGGAGCGCAGCGGGGAAGAAGUGCUCCGACAGUGAAGCUGACCAGAGACCAACAAAGAAACUCAAAUCUGCAUAAAACCGAACAUUUUACAUGAAUGCCGAUUUAAAAUUUGUAGUUUUUUCCUUUUUCCAAAAUGAUAAUAAAACCUUUUUG